Cyprinodon tularosa is the source of this 2395-nucleotide messenger RNA. It is a transcript of the gene pskh1, whose product is annotated as protein serine kinase H1. Gene Ontology annotation, biological process: protein phosphorylation. The transcript has 3 exons. Gene Ontology annotation, molecular function: protein kinase activity; ATP binding. NCBI's taxonomy places the organism in Eukaryota, Metazoa, Chordata, Actinopteri, Cyprinodontiformes, Cyprinodontidae. The record is from RefSeq and is a predicted model, not a curated record. Bases 507 to 1817 code for a protein of 436 amino acids.
UGGACCAGAGGACAAUUGAUGACUGGAUUUCCCCUGAAAGUUUGGAAUGAGAACUGUGGAUAACAUUUUAGAAAAGUGGUCUGUCCAAGGCAAACAAAUUACUUUUGAAUUGGACUUUCUGUGCUGUUAAUAUCUAUAGUGAUUGUUCUAAUGCAGUCCUCUUUAAAAAGAGCCUGGUAGGUUCCUGAAGGGGUCUCCCUGCCAGCAGACUGAGCAACAGGGGAGCUGAGACUGAAAAAAUAAGAACAUCCCCACAAAGAAACUCACAGUGCACCAUGUAUUCAUGACUUUCUGGCUGAAAUUCAGGUGUUUAUUCAUGAAACGUAGCUGCUGAUGCCAGCGCCUCUGGACUUGGAUGGGAGUAAUCUGCCUGAUUCCUGAACGUCUGAGCGUGGGUUCAGCCUGGAUGUUGGACGUCCUCGGUCCCUUGAUUCAUCUGUCGCGGUGAUGAGGCAGGACUCCUGGUGGCCUGUGUGGCUGGCUGGGCAGCAGCCCAAGGUGAUGUGAUGGGGUGCCGGAACAGCAAGGUUCUCCCUGAGCCUCCAGGGGACGUUCAGUUGGACCUGGUCAAAAAGGUUGAUCCACAGCCUCCACAGACAGAUAUCUACAAGCACUUCAUUCGAGGGGAUGGCACUGGAAGCAAGACUGGUGAGGCAGGUGCCAUGUCAGCUGAAAAGCCCGACCUUACAUGCACAUAUCAAGGCCAAGCUCAAGCUGCGUCUCCCACUUCAGCUUUGGCUCAGACCCCUAAGGACCCCUCCAAACUGUCGGACCCUCAGAGAAAGAAGGUGGCAAAGUAUCGAGCUAAGUUUGACCCCCGAGUCACGGCGAAGUACGAGAUAAAAGCCCUCAUAGGUCGCGGGAGUUUUAGCAGAGUUGUUCGCGUGGAGCACAAGAGCUCAAGGCAGCCGUACGCCAUCAAGAUGAUCGAAACACGUUACCGGGAGGGGAGGGAGGUGUGCGAGUCAGAGCUGUGCGUCCUGCGCCGUGUUCGUCACACCAACAUAAUCCAGCUGAUGGAGGUGUUUGAGACAGCAGAGCGCGUCUACAUGGUAAUGGAGCUGGCCACAGGAGGGGAACUGUUUGACCGCAUCAUUGCUCGCGGCUCCUUUACAGAACGAGAUGCCACACGGGUCCUGCAAAUGGUGCUGGAUGGUGUGAAGUAUCUCCACGCUUUGGGGAUCACUCAUCGGGACCUGAAGCCGGAGAAUCUGCUGUACUACCACCCCGGAGCCGAUUCCAAGAUCAUCAUCACUGACUUUGGUUUGGCUAGCAGUAGGAAGAAAGGAGACGAGUGUCUGAUGAAGACCACAUGCGGUACGCCAGAAUACAUUGCCCCAGAGAUCCUGGUGAGGAAGCCCUACACGAACGCUGUGGAUAUGUGGGCGCUGGGGGUGAUCUCGUACAUCCUGCUGAGCGGAACCAUGCCUUUUGAGGACGAUAACCGCAUGAGGCUCUACCGGCAGAUCUUAAAGGGGAAGUACAGCUUCUCUGGAGAGCCUUGGCCCAGCGUGUCCAACCUGGCCAAAGACUUUGUAGAGCGGAUUCUGACUGUGGAUCCCAGCGAGAGGCUGACGGCCGGCCAGGCCCUCAAGCACCCCUGGAUCAUCAGCAUGGCAGCAUCCUCCUCUAUGAAGAACCUGCAGCGCUGCAUAUCUCAGAACCUCUUGAAGCGGGCCUCCUCACGCUGCCAGAGCACCAAGUCGGCCCAGUCCACGCGCUCCAGCCGCUCCACCAAGUCCAACAAAGCUCGCAGGGUGCGAGAGAAAGAGCUCCGCGAGCUGAACCGUCGAUAUCAGCAGCAGUAUAACGGCUGAUGGAACUGCAACGGUUGUUUGACUAUAAAAAGUGUCUUAAAAACAACUUGGACAUAAUGGUGUUAAUGGCCAAAUAAUGUAUAAAGAAUGUCGAUUUAAAACAAGCAUUCCUAACAGAAAAAAACUCUUGAUGAAGACGAAGGUUGGAUCAUUUGGUUGUUUCUUCUCCAUCGGUUACCAGUGUCGCUAUUUAUUUAUUAUUGUGAUUAUAAAUCUCCCUUCAAACGGUCACUGGGUAAUGACCUUCCAAAUGGAUCUGUUGAACAGAGUUCUGGACACUGAUGUUUCUAAGAAGCAAAUGUGCUCUUUAAAGUAAGGAGAAACAAAUUCUCCUUUUUCUUUCUGAUCAAAAGUGCUGUGAAUUUAUUAUUGAACUCUUUGUAUAGACCUUGUGAUGUUGUCGGUAAUCAGAUUAUAGUAAAACAUAAUCACCAUCUGAAGGAUAACAUGAAGGCAUAUUUGUAGUUAGUAGUUUUAACUAAUCUGUUUUUUUGGUUCCUAAGCUGUCAAAAGAUUGUGAAUCUGUUAACAUUUAAUUUUAGAUGUAUUAAACACUAAGAUGUGUCCCAACCUCCGAA